ACCGCCGGCCCGGCCCGUCAGUCUUGCUUGGCGGGCGCACGGAGCAACACCUAGGUCCGUCCGUCCGUGCCGCCUGCUCGCCCGCUGCAGCCUCGCGAGCUCGCACGCGCGUGACACAACGCUGGACCACUCGGGUCGAGUAGCCCUUGGCCUUGCGAGCCGGCACCCAGCAGCACCCUCCUCCUCCCGAACCGCGUCUUUUCCACCACCCAUAUUUGGAUCCCCGGCCCGACCCCCGCCCCCCUCAAGCAGUGCAGUGAGUAGCCAGUGAUGCGCGCGUGAGCGAGUGCCAAGACAUGCCUGGAUACGCAUGCACCCUCGCCCCCGCCCCCGCGUCCACCGUCCUCUGCAGCGAGGCCCACCUCGAGGCCCGCCGCCGCCGAGCUCUCCACACCACACACCACCACUCGUCGCCAGGACCGCCGCCGGCGAAGCGACCAGGCCGGCAGCAGCGUCAGCGAAAUGCCCAGGGACCGCUUGAAAGCCCUGCAGGCGGUGUCGAGUUCCUACGAGGAGCAGCGGCUCAACACCCUCCCGCCUGGACUCCAGAGCCAUGCCGUCAACAUGGGCACCCUGGGGCCGCGCGCCGAGCCCGGCGUCAACCCGGCCUUCAGUGUGGACGAAGAGUCUGACGCCAUGGACGCCUUCUUCAAGCAGGUGGAGGAGGCGCGCGAGCUCACCCGGGGCGUCAAGGACCACGUCAAGGAGAUGCGUCGCCUCCACAGCCAGGUGCUGUCGUCUCCAAGGCCCGACCAGAGCAUCAAAGAGGAGCUGGAAAGGCGGUCAGCGGAUGUUAAAUCGGCAGUGAAGAAGGUCACCCACAUACUGAAAGCUCUGGAACGGGGCCUGGAGGCGGACAGCACGGCGGGUGGCAGCUCGGCCGCGCAGAGAAUACGGCGGACGCAGCACUCCACCUGCCUGCACCUGCUGGUCGAGGCCCUCACCGAGUUCAACGCCGAGCAGGAGGACUACAAGAACAAGUGCGAGGAGCGCAUCAAGAGGGUCAUUUGCAUAGCUAAGGUGGAGGUGAGCGAUGAGAAGCUGGAGAACCUGAUGGAGACGGGCAACUUCGGCUCCAUUUUCAACGGCGACAUCAUCACGGAGACGCUGGAAGCCAGGCAGGCGCUGGAGGACGUGACGGCGCGCCACCAGGAGAUCAUCAAGCUGGAGCGCUCCAUCCGGGACCUGCGCGACAUGUUCGUGGAGAUGUCGCUGCUGGUGGAGCGGCAGGGCGACAUGAUCAACAACAUCGAGCGGCAGGUGCAGCAGACCCGCGACCACGUGGAGACAGCCAACGUGGUGGCCAAGAAAGCUAUCAAGUACCAGAGCAAGUUUAAGAAGAAACGGAUAAUCCUGUACGCCAUCCUGGCUGUCAUCUUGGUCAUCCUUGUGACAGUUAUUAUCCUGCAGUUUGUCCCGACCACCGGGUCCAACAACAACAAUUCUAAUAACAACAACAACAACAACAGGAGCUUACAGAGCGCUGCAACGACAACCGCUGCAACCACCACUUCCACCGCAACCAUCACUACCACCACAGCCGUUCCACCUACCACGGCGCUUCUACCCAACCAACUCGAGACCGAGACACCCUCACUGUAGAUAUAGGCACGACUGACUACACAAGAAGUCGACAAAAAAUGUUGAGGGACACGAAUUAGCCUUCUACAAUUCAAAUUGAAUUAUGUUUGAAGGCCCCACAAUUUUACUUGAAGAAUUUUUUUGUGCUUUCUUUUUGUUUGAAAGUUACCAUGAGUCCUUUAGUUUGAGUUCGAGACUUUAGUUCUUGCGUUUUUGAUGCCCCCAAUAGAUUCAGAUUUGUCCAAAUUACCUCAAAGUGACAUCAUUGUCUGAAACACGCGGAUUUCCAUAAACUGAUGUCAAUGCCGCAUCAUUUGACAUCAUUUUGAUAUCAUUUGAGGCAGGUAAGAUGACUAAAUUUUGACAAUCACACCACUUUGGUGUCGUUUUGACAAAUCUCUGGCUCUUGGGUUAUUAAUUAAUUCACAUUACUGUUAGCCCACCCUCAGGUGUAUCAUGGGACCAAUAUUGCCACCUACGAAGCGCGCGGUUUUGCGUAGACCUGAGCUAGUUUUCUUUCAAAAAAAGCGUCAGUUCGGAAAAUUAUUCAAUAAUGUCCAACUAUGAAUAAUAUGCCAUUGUCAUAUUGCCAUCAUGUUGGCGUCCAAGUGAUGCGUUUUCAGCCUACGUUUUGGCCUAAUGACGUCCAGGACGUCAAAUGAUGCCCUCGUGACGUUUUAGUGUUGACUGUGUUUUUAUAUAAGCGAAAAGAAACUGAAAGAAACUCGUUACUUUGACAUCCGCUGUCCGAUUACGGCAGACUAUCAGUUACAAAUUUUAUUUCGUGAUAUUUCAUAGUUUUGUGAUUCUAGAUUUAAUUAUGUGAUAGAUAAACUUGUAAAACAUGCGCAGUCUGCUAAACUUGUACAGAAAACAUGUAAAUAAUAUUUGAAACUCCUAAAAUGGUUCCAAAAAAGGGGUCCAUCACUUGUACCUCAAUGCUUUCCUAAUUUUGGGCUUGCUGUACAAGACUUAGCUUAAGUCACUCCUUGUUAGAAAUGUUAGUACUUAUUUUAUUUUGUAUUAAUGGAUUAGUGCCUUUACUGGAACUGAUCUACUUUGUAUGUCUGACAAUCUAGUCACUCUACUCAUCACGAGUAAUACAUUUUAAAAAGUGUGCCGUC
Messenger RNA from Frankliniella occidentalis (western flower thrips), 2705 nucleotides. RefSeq names its product syntaxin. Bases 463 to 1602 code for a protein of 379 amino acids. Gene Ontology annotation, molecular function: SNARE binding; SNAP receptor activity. Lineage: Eukaryota; Metazoa; Arthropoda; Insecta; Thysanoptera; Thripidae. Gene Ontology annotation, biological process: intracellular protein transport; vesicle fusion; exocytosis. The transcript is spliced from 8 exons. The record is from RefSeq and is a predicted model, not a curated record. Gene Ontology annotation, cellular component: SNARE complex; endomembrane system; plasma membrane.